GGCCUUUUUUACAUUAUUCUUGUCAUUUCAAUUUCCAAUAUUUUUACUGUAUUGCCAAUGCGCCAAUGCCACACUCGAGGCACUUCACAAGAAGAAACACAAGAAGGAAGAAGGAUUUGGGAUUUGAUCCAUACAGUGUGCCCACCACAUCGAGAAUUAUGCUUCGGAGCUGCUGCUUGGUGCACCGUGGACCUGCUUGGAUUUGAUUGAAUCAAUUGAUUUAUUGCUGACGAUACGGAAAGAACCUUCAGCGCGAAAAGGAACAAGCGAAAAGGUGCUCAUUACUAGUACUUCAUCGUUCACCAAACCCAAAAUGGCGUGGUCUCUUGAGAAGAGGGAUUGGGAUGAUUCACAGGAAACGGGUGAAUAUCCAAGUGUUUACUUGACAGAGCAAUCCCAAGAACUUUCUCAGUUGACUCAGUCACAGGCCUUGUGGACGUCACAAUCAGCAGAGGAGUCUCAAACAAACUAUCGUGAGCUGAACCAGUGUCCAGCAUCCUGGUUGCAGCAAUGGGAUGAUGAGGAUUCGGAUCAAAACAAGUGCAAAGCACUGAAUGAUCAAGACCAGUCUGAAUGGAACUACCUUUCAGAACAGCAACAAGAACAAGAAUCAGCACAAGAGAAUGUACCAGGGGGUAAUUUUCGGCUGCCAGAAUCUGAAUUUCCCUCAUCACAACAGCGUUUGCUUGACGACCGCACCGUCACCACCGAGGACGAACAAGUGCAAAGAGGAGAAGCAGAAACCCUAGGAGAAUCACAGCAAAAUCUGGAGCAGCCAUCUUUGGACGUUCCUCCCAAUGAUCCUACAGUUGCAGUGGAAGUUGACCACAACAAUAGUGCUAACAGUGACCAGGAGGAGGAGGAUGAUCAGCUCUUGUCGCCCACGGAAGUGAUUCGUCGAGUUGAAUCUCUGACUCGCACCCUGGUCCAAGCCCUAGCAAAUGGAGAACUUCCCGAAAUGAAAUCUCGCAGCAACCAACGGCGACGAUUCAUCUUUCACAACAUGACCCAAUGCCGUGCCUUUAGCAACAUCCUCCUGGUACUGGCAUUUUGCCACAAUCUGCUGCUGUCCCAGAGAACCACUACUACACGAGAAGUAUACUACUUUUACGUGACACAUUUCAGAUCCCAGCGAGAAUGUGAUGCCGCCAUUGUGGAAGCGGCCAAUCUACUGAGGGUGCCGAGGUCCACUCUCGGUUUGUUUGCAUCACCCAAGGGCUGGUUCUGCGGAUGUAUUCAAAUAUUGCGAGAAGGAAGGAUUGCCAUGGAUGGGAAAGCUCUCUCGUCCAUUCAGGGGGCACCGAUUACUCAGGAAUGGCUGUCGUCCCCGACACAGCGAGAUUUCACCAUUGAUUGCUUGGUGGAUGCGGCGCAAGCCGAGAAUGAGGAUGAUUCCAGCACGAGUAAUACUCAACCUGCCGAGCGUCGGCGAGCCAAAUGUGUCCUUGUCAUUGAAAAAGAAGGUGUCUACACGCGGUUGGCAGAAGACAGAAUCUUCGAAAAGUACCCUUGCAUCUUGGUCACGGGCAAGGGAUUUCCGGACGUUGCCACUAGGAGUUUUGUUCAUACAUUGCAUCGUGAACUAAAGAUUCCGGUUUAUGGAUUGGCGGACUGCAAUCCCUACGGGGCCUUGGUCAUAAACACCUACCAGCGCGGCAGUGAACGUUUGGGUAUGGAUGGGGGCUCUCGAUACAGUGUUCCCAUUCGAUGGUUGGGGUUGAUGCCAUCACAGGUAGCUGACAUCGGUAGUGGCACUUCAACUGAUGGCGAUGAUGACAUGAUGGAUGAAGAGGCAACCUCUCGAAGUACUGGCAACCGCAGCAACAACCCUUCACUUCCUCCAGGAGUGUAUCAGCAACUCACCGAUUUGGAUCGAAAACGGCUAGCACAGCUGCUCGAUGAAGAUCAUCAAUUUCAUGGAUGCGGGACCAACCAGGACUGCUACGAGGAGUUGGAACUGAUGCAAGAGAAUGGCUACAAGGUCGAAUUGGAAUCACUGAACUGGCUAGGAAUGGACUUUAUGUCACAGUGGGUCCACGGAGCCCUCAUUGAGGGGGGAGAACAGUUGGCACGGGAGCAGGAGGAGGAACUGCAGCAAGCGCAGGAUGAAAGCGACGUCGACAGCCACAGCCAGGACAUGUAGCAGCAAGUCAAUGGCUGACGACAGUGAAGUCCUUCCUCUGGUAAGAGCUCCAUGGGGAAGGGAGACUUGGUGUGGGGUUGAUGCAAGGUUUUGAACUCUUCCAGCUGGUACGUACUUGGUGAUUUCCCUUUUCAUCAUACCGGUAGGUAGCGGCAGUCCGUAAAAGGUCAUAACGUAUCGUACGCAUUGUCUACAAGGCCAGCUCUGAGUGAACGCACCUUGUGCAGUGUGUGAAAGCUGGUUGCUGGCUCCAGAGCUAGCAACGACUACGGGCACUGCAGACUUCGCUCGAAAACGAAAUAGCAACGAGGCCCUACGAUGUAUGCAUACGAUUUUUAAAGAUUAGUGGGAUUAGAUUGGAAAGUCCGCAAACAAGGUUCUACGUGUGUUCCAAGAAAGACUAGAGCGAUGUGUUGUGCCAAGUUGUCGGAAGGUUUUGCCCUGAGCGAGCACUCUUAGGCGUCAGUGUCCAGUGAUGAUUGUUCAGGCGCGAAAUAGUCAAUCAAUCUGGUUCGAAUCGAAUAAUCAAUCGAAUCGUUUGUCGAGAUGUUCAGAAGGACGCCUCAAAAGGCAGGAUGGAAGAGUCACGCUCCAUGUUGACCUUCCACCAGCAAAUGGAAAAAUCUUGAUGCUACCAUUCUCCCUAUGCAUUCUUUGAUUUGUUUGCCUGUUUCAAUGCCUCUGCUUUUCGUUGCAGUGAAAUUGGAAAUAGUACUUGUUUCCAGUUCUCCACAAAGCCACGGUUGUAGAUGUUUUUUGGAAUAGGCCCUGGGUCUUCCAUUACUUCGUCCGAUGCGUGAUUUGUCGGUGUGUCCCCAUUACUUGGAGACUUUUCUGGUUGUGAGUUGUCGUUAGCUGUAGUUUCUUGCUGUUUCUUGACGUAUGCGUUGUACUUUUUGACUUGCUCUUUGUGCCACUUCCUCACAUCGCUCCACUUGUAGUGUUCGUUGGUUGUCAUUCCAAUUGACGUUACGUAAAAGUGAUACAGCAAGAAGCAGGACAGAGCAAUAGCCAUGACAGCCAUGAUUGUGAGAAUAGCUGCUUCCCAAAUAUGGCGAUGAAAAAGAUAUUGAAAGACAACGUAAUUGUUGGCCUUGUAUUCCUGUCCCGUGGACUUGUCCAGGAACGUAACUUCGUAGAGGUUGCUGUCUUCAAUUUCCCCCAUAAAGAG
Seminavis robusta is the source of this 3314-nucleotide messenger RNA. The record is from the annotation of a GenBank genome assembly. NCBI's taxonomy places the organism in Eukaryota, Bacillariophyta, Bacillariophyceae, Naviculales, Naviculaceae.